Molecule: messenger RNA, 1225 nt
Organism: Episyrphus balteatus (marmalade hoverfly)
Lineage: Eukaryota; Metazoa; Arthropoda; Insecta; Diptera; Syrphidae
Exons: 3
Coding region: 1-978 (325 amino acids)
Source: RefSeq, a predicted model, not a curated record
AUGUUUCCAUGUUUCUUGUGUGGUGAAAAACAUAAUGCACGCGAUUUUGAUAAGAUUAAAUUUGAGAAAUGUGUUUUAAUAUUAAAAAUUCGAAAAUCAAAAAACUUUAAAUAUUCGGAUAUUAGCCUUCCAAAAGAGUUCUCAGAACUUGGAUAUCACAGAAAGUGCUUUAAAAAAUUUACAGUGAUUCACCAACAUGAUUUGAAAAGCUCUUGCAGUUCACGGAAUCUGGGGUCACAUGAUGACGAAAUAAAUUUCAGCACUUCCUGUCAUAGUACGCUUCCAACGAAUGAGGUCGAAGGAGCGUCUUCCCCAUCUUCAUUAGCCUUGGAUGUGAGAAAUGUGUGCAAUGAUGAAAAUACAAAAUGUUCAGUACUGAAAUCACAGGUAAAAUCCAGAAAGCCAUGUAUUUUUUGUGGUAAAACAUAUAAAAAAAAUAGCUAUUACUCUGCGACAUCAAUAUGCUCAUCAAAAGACGUUAUUGGAGCUACAAAACAGUAUGCGGAAUUAGUUGGUGAUUCCGAUUUAAUAGAUAGAUUGAGAAACUGUGACAGUUUCUUGUAUCACCACUCUUGUAAGGCUUUGUUAAAAAACAAAUAUAACAAAAAAAUAGAAAAAAAAAUAUCAUCAACCAAGUGGCAUGCAUUACGUCUCAUCCAUAAAGAGGCAUUUGAUUCACUCACAUAUUUUAUUGAACAAAAUAUUUUUAUUGAGAACAAAAUAUUCUAUUUACAAGAUCUGUACUUAAAAUACAAAUCUUCACUUCUUGAAAUCGAUUCUUCCUUCACAAAAAGUGAUUUUAAUUAUUACUUAGCUACCAACUUACAGUACAAAUUGUUAAAAAAAUAUGGUGAUAAUAUUGUUAUAUGUUCUUCAAGUGAUCAAAAUAAGAAAAAAAUAGUUUAUAAGCAGGGAUUAGAUUUGCAUUCCUUUAUCAAUAUUAUACAAUAUUAUACACUUUGGCCAAAAAACAAGUGAUUUUUGGGUUUUUUAGCAUUUGAGUAGGGUUGCCGAGUACUUGUCUGCAUUUGCGGGGUUGCACCCGACAUUUUUUAGAUAGAAGAGAGUCUAAGCUAAUCAUGAUGUAUUUUACAGCCUUUAACUCUAUCAAAUAUUAUACACUUUGGCCAAAAAACAAGUGAUUUUUGGGUUUUUUAGCAUUUGAGUAGGGUUGCCGAGUACUUGUCUACAUUUGCGGGGUGGCACCCGACAUUUUUUAGAUAGA